This is a messenger RNA of Actinia tenebrosa (Australian red waratah sea anemone), 2877 nucleotides long. Its product is annotated as sorting nexin-18. Gene Ontology annotation, biological process: plasma membrane tubulation; endosomal transport; endocytosis. Lineage: Eukaryota; Metazoa; Cnidaria; Anthozoa; Actiniaria; Actiniidae. Gene Ontology annotation, cellular component: plasma membrane; cytoplasmic vesicle. The record is from RefSeq and is a predicted model, not a curated record. Gene Ontology annotation, molecular function: protein binding; phosphatidylinositol binding.
GUAAACUCAAAAUUAUAUGAGAAUAAUAUAAACCAGCAAAGCACUCAUUACAAUGACUUAAAAGACUAGCGAUGGCAGGCAGAAAGGUUCGUGUUUUGUACGACUUCGAUGGAGAUCCAGCUUCGGGAGAAUUGAUUAUCUCGACGGAUGAAGUCCUUUUGGUAACUAGUACGGAUGUUGGAGAAGGCUGGUGGGAAGGAACAAAUAGUAGCGGCACAAGAGGGCUCUUCCCUCAAGCCUAUGUCGAGUUUUUAGAAGAUGGUCCUCCACCUCCCCCUACGAUGAUGCACCCGCCCGUGAUGCCAGCCCUAGUACCAUCAGCACCAUCAGCUCCGGCAGCACAGAAUUACCAUACAAGCUCCCCUGAAAACGACGACGGGGAGGGGUGGGAUGAUGACUGGGAUGAAGAUACUGGCAGCAGCUAUAGUGGUGGAGACUCGCAAGUUUCAUCCAUGCCGAGGAGAGAUACUGCAUCAUCCAUUCAGCGCACUGGGACUGUAAGAAAAAGUAUAAAUAGAUUUUCAGUGUUUGUCAAGUCUGGAGGAGAGGCUUACUUGCUGGGAACAUCAAAUGAUAAAGCACACAGCUGUCCAGCAGGUGAAAGAGUCACAAUUAGAUCUCUUGAUGGUGUAGGGUCAGCAUCCAUGACGUGGCAGCUGAGUGCAGAACCAUUCACUGCUUUGGUGACAGAACCAGAAAAAAAGAGCAAGUUUAAAGGAAUGAAGAGUUUUAUUGCUUACAAUGUUGGCAAAUCGAAUUCCAGUACAGUUGUGAGCAGAAGGUUCAAACACUUUGAUUGGCUAUUCAACCGACUUGUAGAAAAAUACACCCUUAUAGCCAUCCCACCAAUACCAGACAAACAGAUUACAGGUCGUUUUGGUGAAGAUUUCGUCGAGAAAAGAAGAGAAAAACUAGAAAUGUGGUUGAAUCGAAUUUGUCAACACCCUGUGUUAUCAAACUGUUCUGUCGUUACACAUUUUCUUACUUGCUCAGAUAGCGAAAAGGAUUGGAAAGCAGGCAAAAGAAAAGCAGAAAACGAUAAAUUCAUGGGGGCAGCUUUUUUUAACACAGUUGACAACCCUCCUACAAAACUGUCCGUCUAUGCAGUUGAAAACUACGUUGAAAACUUUGGCAGGUUUGUCAAGGCAAUGGACGACAAUGUGAAAAAUAUUGUAGACAGAGGAACGACGCAUUGCGAGAAAUGUACAGGAUCCUACAAAAGCGAAUACAAGAAAAUUGGAGUAACAUUUACUGGUCUUGCACAAGCCUUUUCCAUAGAAGACAGCACACCGAAAUCCGGAUCUUUUAAAUCCCCUUUGUCAUGGGAAAUAUCUAAUUCCAAAAAAGACUCCUUUGCAUUAGAUGCCAAAGCUAAACUCAUCAAAUUCAGUUCAGUUGUUGAUGAAGACGAAAGUCGGCACUUCAUCAUGGCAGGAGUUGAGUAUACCUUCCGAACGCCACAUGGAAGACUGACAGAAUCUUUUCACACUAUGACUACCUUACAUGAGGUAAGGAAGAGAAUUGGCAGAGCAACUGGCUGUGAGGUAGCAAAUUUACUUGUUGGAUUCCCUCCCAAGCCAGUUGAAGGCCACACUCUAGAGGCAGUCGACAAUAACCAAGUCAUCAUAAUUGCUGAAGGUCCAGAAGUAGAGAUCAUAAGAGUUAAAGAAGAACCAAAAGAUCUAGACGAGCCAUGCCCCCACAGCAUCAGACUAAAAGAUCCUCCAGUAAAAGUGUUAGAGGCUAAACGACUGAUAGCUACAGAAAUCGCCCAACAAAAGAUCGCCCAAAAAGUUAUCUGCAAAGUGAUCUUGGGGGUGUCCCAGGGGCGGCUAUGCCAGCUGAUGCAAGAUACAGCUUAUGAUAACACGAUCCUCGCUAAGCCAUACCAGAACAAGUCUUUAGAGCAUUAUCACAAGAUUUAUGAGUUCUUAACCAAUCGAACCCCCAUGGAACGCUAUAAUCUUUAUUGCUCGGCCGCGUGGAGGAUCGAAAAAGAGAGGGUACAAAGAAAGGAAUCGUUCGCUGCCUCGGCUGCCAGCUCCACAGGUGAUUUACUAGUCGUCCCGCGUGUUAAGUUAGGAGGGCGCGGCAAACGAACGUACAUCCCAAACUUCGCCAAGAAAGCUAUGGAGAACUACUUCAUGAACACUAGUCGUUUUAUCACUCAAGAAACGAGAGAGUUCUUUUCGAGACAGCUCAAACUACCUGAAGAAACCGUGCAGUUUUAUUUCAAAAAUCUUCGCGCUCGAGAGAAAAAAGGUUCAUUUGUACCCGUGUCGUGAGCUGUUUCAAAUUUCUAACUUCAUUCGUGGCUUUAUUUCGAAUGUUUCAUCAAUCCUCAUUAUUCCAUUGGUUGCAUGUGACGUGCUGCAGAAUCUACGAUGAAAAACGUAUUUGUCGCAGUAGACAUGGCGUUUCUAAACAGGAAGAAGUUUGAAACUUAAACAGGCUCAUUGUACAAUGCCUUUAGUUUUAUCACAGAAAAUCCCAUCUUUACCUGCAUUUUUACACCAGACUCUUAUGCUUUUGAAGCAAACUUCGAAGAAAAUAUGUUAAUAUUACAGGAGUGCUUUUCAUUUCGAAUUAUUAAUUAUGUUAGCAUGGGUAGGUUUUAUUGGUUGAGCGCUGCGCAUUCUAUUGAAAAUCCAACAAAGUGCUUGAAAUCCAGAACACGAUGCUUUAAGUGUGCAAUAAAUAGCAAACCAACCUGCAACUAUCGCGAGAAAAGGGGUUUGAAAUUCAACAUUUUGAUAAAAAGAAAACAUCUUUGCUUGUAAAUAUUUGUUGUUAGAGUGACUGGAAACACGCUCUGUAAUUGGUCAGUUAUCUGGUGUGUUUUUGAACAAUAAAAAUUUAUUAUCGAUUUAAGAGAAA